This is a messenger RNA of Leptinotarsa decemlineata (Colorado potato beetle), 1715 nucleotides long. Its product is annotated as tubulin glycylase 3A. Gene Ontology annotation, molecular function: protein-glycine ligase activity, initiating; ATP binding. Gene Ontology annotation, cellular component: microtubule cytoskeleton; axoneme. NCBI's taxonomy places the organism in Eukaryota, Metazoa, Arthropoda, Insecta, Coleoptera, Chrysomelidae. The record is from RefSeq and is a predicted model, not a curated record. Gene Ontology annotation, biological process: protein polyglycylation; cilium movement; cilium assembly.
GUAUACCCGAACUCCUAUACCUUGUCCGAAAUAAGGAAAUAGCGGAUCUCUGUAAAAGGUUGAUCAAAUCAAAAUUGCUGGAACAUCAUCAAGUAGACUUAUAUUAUGGAAAUAACUAUGAAAGUUACAAGGAAUGUCCAGAUAGAAUGAAACAAACACUCAUCAAUAGGAUAAGGUGGUCUUGCCCAAGUUACACAAGUAAACAAGGUUUGAGUGAAGCAUCAAGGAAAUCUUUUUGGUUUCACAUACCAGGAGUUUCUAACAUGAACCACCCUCGAAGUUAUAAACUUACCAAAAAUGGAGACACGGAAGAGUUCAUAAAGGAUUUCAAUCUGACAGCGGCCAUGUCUCUUUUGAAAUGGGUAAAAACAAAUCACACGACGGGCCAGUGCAAAAUUUUGAGCCCUUACGGAAAAAUUCCUCUGACUGUGUUCGAUUUCGCAAUAAACGAGUGCUAUAAGUUUAUCAAGAAAAAGAACCAUGAAGAUAUCGAUCACGACAUAAAUGAAGCGAUGUCCAGGGAAUGGAACGACUUCUUGGAACACUAUUACAGAACCGUCCAUAUAGGAAACCACUUCAAGCUAACCGGUGAUGUAACAGAGAACGAUUUAGUGAGGAAAGCAUCCUUUAUCUUGGAAAGGCUGAAAGAUCAUUGGCCCUAUCUGGAGAUGGAUGGACUGAUGAACCUUUGGAUCCUGAAACCGACAAACAGUAGCCAAGGUGUUGGCAUUCACAUGUGUCGUACUCUGAAAUAUGUUUUGGACGUGGUCAAAGCUAAUCCAAAUAGGAGAUACGUCAUACAGAAAUAUGUUGAGCGUCCACUGUUGAUUUAUAACACGAAAUUUGAUAUCAGACAAUGGUUUUUAAUAAGCAGCUGUGUUCCACUGACAAUAUGGAUUUAUAGGCAAUGCUAUUUAAGGUUCAGUUCACAGACGUAUAAUCUGAGAAAGUUGCAUGAAUCUAUACAUCUAACGAACAAUUCGGUUCAAUCCAGAUACAAAAAAGCUUCAACGGAUAUAAUAUUACCUUCCUACAAUAUGUGGGAUUCUUCUCAGUUCAAAAACUACUUAUCCAAUGUUGGAUAUCCGCAAGCAUUUGAUGACAUCAUCUACCCAGGUAUGAAGGAGAGCAUCACUGCAGCCGUCCUAAUGCAUCAGGAAUCAUUUGAUCAAAGACGGAACACGUUCGAAUUAUUCGGAGCUGAUUUUAUCGUAACUGAAGAUUUCAAACCGUGGUUGUUGGAGAUCAACUCGAAUCCGGCAUUGCAUGCGUCUACUCCGAUCACUGCUCGAAUGUGUCCGUUAGUUUUAGAAGAUGUUAUAAGAGUUGUUAUUGAUCAUCAAAGAGACGGAAAGAAAAACACAGGAGGAUUUGAACUGCUUUAUCAACAGCAAACAGUCUCUUUAUGCAAAACCGGUCCACUACAAGUUGAAGGAACGCAUCUUAAAGAAGAUUACUUUUCUGAUCCGCCUACAGUUUCAGAGAAAAACAGCACAAAAGUACAAACCAGCGAUAAAUUAGAACCUGUAACGUGCAUCAGAGAAUUGGGGAUCGGCAUGAGAAACACACUAGAGAACUUGCUGACCAUUUUGAAACAGGAAAAACUCAAGCGACUCAAACGGAGGAACAUAAGCAUCGAAACUUUAUUAUCAAACACAAGUAUUCAAACGCAAACAUCAUUGGUUAAUAAUAAAAUAAAAACCUGAACAUAUACA